AUGAAGGCUCUGAAAGAACAGCGCGCUAUCGAGAGUGUGUGGUGUGGAACCUUAUUUAACUGCAUUGUUCUCGCACUGAAUCGCGUAGUUGAAAUGAUUCCUUCAGCACAUGGCCUUCGCUUUCUUUUCCAAGGGAAGAUGCUGUACUGUUGGAUGGUGCUAUCUGUAGCUUACAUGCUAUCCUUACCAUUCGUCAAUCGAACAAAUCCUUUUAAUACAGCUGUUUCUGCUUAUAUUCCUUCACCUGUGAUUACCGACGACCACCAACAAUUACUCGGAUUAGUGCUGCUUCUGGAUUCCAUGCGGCAGACCGUGUCAAACAUACAGCUACUUGGAGAGGAAUAG
Molecule: messenger RNA, 345 nt
Organism: Cooperia oncophora
Lineage: Eukaryota; Metazoa; Nematoda; Chromadorea; Rhabditida; Trichostrongylidae
Source: the annotation of a GenBank genome assembly